Messenger RNA from Knipowitschia caucasica, 1407 nucleotides. Lineage: Eukaryota; Metazoa; Chordata; Actinopteri; Gobiiformes; Gobiidae. The record is from the annotation of a GenBank genome assembly.
AUGAUGCUGCUCCUGCUUCUGUUACUGCCACCAACGCUGGAGGCGCAGAGUCCGCAGCUGGUGGGGCAGCGGCAGGAGGAUGGUGUGUGUGUAUGCAGUGUGGACCCUGAGCUCUGGACGUUCCCCGUGCAGAAGUUUGAGAACGUCCAGCAACAGCUCGACUCCUGUGACGACUCCCUGGACAACCUCAAAGAACAGGUGCAGCUGUCCCGUGAUCGUCUGCCCCUCUUCCAGUCCGCUGUGGCCAAUAUGAGCGCGCGUCUCCAGCCCUUUGAGUACCUCCAGUACAAAGGACUGUACUCCACGCUGCGCCUGCGCCAGCUCGGUACCGACAUCAACCAGCUGGAGGCGCACAUGAGCGCAGUGCACAGUCAGUUCAAUAACGAGCACACCCGGGCUCUCACAGAUGAGGUCGUCAAAAUCCGUCAAAAUGUGAAACGAAUGAAGACGACCGAUGACAUCAAUUUGAAGACAAUGAAAGAGCAAGUGCGCUAUUUAAAGAACAGAGUUGAAUCCUGUAAAUCGAUUCCCAAUGACUUCAGAGUCAAGCAUCCAUACUGCAGCAAUGGUUUAAUCAAGAACAUCAGUGAACCAGUGGCAACAAAGAUCAGCCCAUUUGGAAAGAGCUACAUCUCAGGCUCAUGGGGCAAAGAGGCUCAGGUGCUGGACCGCGAUGGACCGGUGGAGGACCAAGACAUCUACUGGGUGCAGCCUCUGGUCAACAGCCACAUCUUUGGCAAUGUCCUACGCGUCUAUCCAACCUACGACGACUUCAUGGCCACUACUAACCACAAAGAUUACACAUUUGCCCCGUCCCACACCCACGCCAAUUCUAUAGAGGGCCCCAGUGCUGUGCUUUAUGGCAAGGCACUUUACUACCACUGCUACAAGUCCCAAGAGAUUUGUCGAUAUGACCUGACCAAUAACAACAUACAAAGAGCCACACUGCCUGGUACUGGUGUGGGCAGACACAACAAGUUUCCUUAUUGCUAUUACGACUGUCGCGCACACAGUGACAUAGACUUGGAAGCGGAUGAAACAGGUCUGUGGGCUAUAUACGCGACAUUGGGUAACCAUGGCAACAUUGUGCUCAGUAGGAUAGUAUGGGACGGUAAGACAGAGACUUUGAACGUAACUCAGACAUGGGAGACUAGGGUGUUUAAGAAGGCGGUGAGCAAUGCUUUCAUGGUGUGCGGAGUUCUGUACGCAACCAGGUAUGAUAGUGAGAACCGCGAGGAGGUGUUCUAUGCGUUUGACACGGCGACAGGGCGAGAGGACAGCAGCCUGGCUCUGUCCCUGGAGAAGGUGGCGAAGGGUGUGGCCAGUCUGAGCUACAAUCCCACAGACAAGAGGAUCUACAUGUACAACGAUGGCUAUCUCCUGGCUUAUCAGGCGAUGUUCUACUGA